This is a messenger RNA of Zerene cesonia (dogface butterfly), 3911 nucleotides long. RefSeq names its product SUN domain-containing ossification factor. The coding region runs from base 489 to 3635 and encodes 1048 amino acids. Gene Ontology annotation, cellular component: cytoplasm; membrane. The record is from RefSeq and is a predicted model, not a curated record. Gene Ontology annotation, biological process: protein folding in endoplasmic reticulum. Lineage: Eukaryota; Metazoa; Arthropoda; Insecta; Lepidoptera; Pieridae. The transcript has 4 exons.
GGCAAUUAUUUAGUGUUGCGCGUGAUCGCGUGCCGAACGCACGUGCCCCGUACUAAUUGUAAAAUAGUUCGUCUUAAAAUAUCGUUAUGGAUAUAGAAUUCGAAAUUUAAAUUGUGAUUUUUUUUUUUUUUGUGAAUGUGUCUGUGAUAGCGGGAUUAACUGCGUUUACUUUAUUCUACUAUGGAGUUAUGAUAAAUAACUAAUAAAAAAUCUCAUAUCGAUACGAACAGAUGUGAUAAUUCAGUCAGUUUUCCCGCCAUCACAAUAAAAAAUAUUGUGACAGUCAAAAGCGCGCGGAGCGGCCUUUCAAAAAUCGAACACAAUAAAUGACAUAUAGAGCGAAGUGUUGUGCUUGCUAUCUGUGAAUUCGAAACUCGAAUGUGACAUUUGGUGACGGUGUGUGUGACGUGACGGCGAAGUUGUUGCGGCGGCGGUUACUGCGGGCGGCGGUGACCGGUGCUCGCCAAUGCGGCGGCGGCGCGCGCGCUAUGUCGCCGCCGCGGGCGCUGCUGGCGGCUCUGCUGCUGUGCCAACUGCUCUCGUACGGUGGCCACCAAGGGCUCACCAAGAUAUUCUACACGUUACCUGACACGGGACAGCCUCCAAUUCUCAUCUCCCUGACAGACAACGCGAAAUUGGACUUAAGAACGGCAGAUGAACUGCUAUUCGUCAAUGAAUCUGAACAGCACAAUGAUACCCAGAGCUUCACAAUUGUGGACAACUCGUCCGCAGACAGCGAGAAAGUACCUGAAGUUGCAGAAAAAGAAUCCACUGAACCCAGAUUGAUCGUCAAAGCGAAGUCAAUGCACGAAACCAGACAAGUCGAAGAAGCAUUUCAAACCGUAACUCCUGUGCCAGACGCCGAAAGCACAGUCGAAUCUCAACCAGAAACUGAAUCAGAUGAAGACAUUCCAAUAAAGCCAGAAACACCACAAGAAGACAUACCAUCGUUCUCAGAGUGGGCACAAAAGCAAUUAGCGGAAGCGGAGAAAAAAGAUACAGUGUUGAACCACUCGAGUCAACCUAGUCAUAGCAAUACGAAUUUUAGCAGUAAGAGCACCAAGCUACGGUCGAAGAACUACGCGUCGCCGGCGUGCGGGGCCAAAGUGAUCGCCGUGAACCCAGAAGCCGGUUCGGCGAGUUCUAUAUUGUCUCCCAACAGAGACGAGUACAUGCUCAAUACAUGUAACAGUCGCAUCUGGUUCGUGGUCGAGCUGUGCGAGGCUGUUCAAGCUCAAAAGAUAGAAAUAGCAAAUUUCGAAUUGUUCUCUUCAACUCCCAAAGACAUCGCUGUGUAUUUCAGCGAUCGUUUCCCCACGCGGGAAUGGGCAAGCGUCGGUCAGUUCACCGCUCAAGACAUGAGAGACAUACAGAGUUUUGAUUUAUUUCCACAUCUGUUCGGAAAAUUUAUAAAAGUUGAGAUGCUUUCGCACCAUGGGUCAGAACACUACUGCCCCAUUUCGCUGUUCAAGGUUUAUGGAACGUCUGAAUUCGAAGUACUUGAAAAGGAAAGCUCUCAACAUUCACCUCAUAUUGAGGAAGAUGAAGACGAUGAAAUAAUAGACGUUCCUGAUAUUCCGGCAGCUGAAACAGAGCCGACGAAGAACCUCUUCGGCUCCGCCAGAGAUGCGGUCAUGUCUAUUGUUAAGAAAGCUGCUCAAGCGUUUAAAACGGAAGUUCCUAAAAAUGUGUCCAGUGAACAAAACGAUACAUUAUCAGACAAAGUGUACAAACGGUGUUGCUCUCCCAGCCAUAUUAUAGUGUGUGAUAAUUGUAGUGAAACUCUUUACAGUGAAGUGUAUGAACUUCUUAGUUGUAGCUCGGACAAAUUAACAAAUUUAGUGCGGCAAGUGUUCCUAAGAGACACGUUGAAGUGUACGGGGAUAUGUCAGCGUUUCGGUUUAGAUUUUAAAAGUACAAAGACAAUAGAGUUCAGUGAUGAACGUGUCGCGUAUAUGAACGCUAUGUUUCCGCCAAAAUACUUGGCUGCCUUGUGUAAUAUCCUUGCGAUUAAGGAAAAGAAGGUCGUUUUAAAUACUAGCUUUGAGACUGAAUUAAAUGUUACCACAAAUGUUACGAUUGACGACUCACCGCAGAAGAUAAACAGUGAAACAAAUAGUGAACAUGACAUUAAUUCUAUUCCAAUUAAAAGUAACGAUAUUGAUAAUGAUAAAGACAAUGAAACUGUUCUGUCAGAGGAGAAACUUGUUGUACCUGAAGAGAAGAAUGAGAGUACCCCCGUAGAUGUAUUAAAAGAGGAUAACAUAGAGAAUAUUAAAGAUGAAACACCGGCGUUUAUUGAUGACGGCCUCGUACCUGAGUGGCAUGAAGAAAUAUCAUCAGAAAGUAAAAAUGUUGAAAUUCCUGAGGCAGAUAAUAAGGAAAAUAAUCAGAAGCCUGAUAAAAAUGGUAAACAAGAAAUAUCGGUGGAGAAAACCAAAGAAACAUUCAACAAUGGAGGCGAAGAAAUGAAUGAUGCAACAAUUAUUACCGAUAAUGAUAAUUUUAUGUCGGAUUUCGAUCAAAUGGCAGUGGACCCGGCGCCCCCUGGCACACAAAACCCCAUAAACCAGAAUCCAGCUCAAACUACGAUACAAAAGGAAUCUGUAUUCCUUCGGUUAUCAAAUAGAGUAAAGACACUCGAGCGCAACAUGUCUCUCUCGGGACAGUAUCUGGAAGAGCUGAGUCGACGAUACAAGAAACAAGUUGAAGAAAUGCAGAAGUCUUUCGAAAAGACCAUAGUUCAGAUGACAGAAGAACGGAAGAAGAGCAACGAGAGGGAGCAAAAAUAUCUAGAACAAAUGAACAACGUACAAGAACAACUGGCAAAGAUGACAAAGACAAUGGAACUUUUGAUGGAGGAAAGGGACAGCUGGUUCGGAAACGUGACCUUCUUCAAGUUCAUCGUAUUCCAAGCUAUUAUCAUUACAGCAGUUAUCUAUUAUUUAUCAAAGAGGCGAAAAGCAGAGCCUAUAAUAGUGCAUAUACCUAAAAAGCUCAAGAAAAGACAAGAGAAGCUAAGGCGUAAGUCCGUUGAGGGCGUAAGUGGCCACGCCACUCCAGCGGUCAAGAAACGAAGGCCCAGCGAAGAAGCGUUUCAAAUAGCGCGACAAUCCACUGACGAAGUAGUCAGAGAGCAAGACAGCGGUGAAUGGCAAAUUGCCCGGAAGAACAGAAAACGAAAACCAUCCAUAAUACACAAGAGUAUGGAACCAGAUUCCAGCGUCAUCGAUCAGGACGUAGUGAGGAAACUGGAUGACAAUCCCAUACCGCUGGACGAGGGCGAAUAUUUCGCACCCGUGUCAGAGCCCGUAGAGUUUAUCGAUGUAAAUGAUAAGAAAGAGUUACCAAAAACGAACGGGUCUUUCUUCAAUAACUUGAAGAACAAGACCCUCAAAACUAGACGGCUCUCCUCUCCGGCCUUUUUGAGAACUCUGAACAGACAGAGCUUAAGAAGUACGCCGAGUCCCAUAGAACCUAUUUUCAACGGCAAAGUGGGCAAAAAGGCCGCCUCAGAAUCUCCCACGGGCAGCCUUUGGUCCGACUCCACGGAAAUAUCUCAGAACGGACAGCUCAGUGAAAAUGGUAAUAAGAAAAAGAAAAGCAUAAAAAAUAUCCUAAAGAAAGUGUUUUAAGACUUAAUAUAUGUAAUGUAAUUGUUUCUAUUGCUUUUAAGCAUUCGGCUAUUGUAAUUUAUUUCAUCAUGAAUGUAUUUUAAAUUAUUGUAUAGUAUUUGUAUGAUUGUUAGACCUCUAUAGGUGCCAAUUGUGAUAAAUUAGGGAGCCUAAUGAUAUGUUAGCUGUUAUGAUUUGUUUUGUAAUGCCGUUGGUUGACAAUAAGGUAAAUUGUGGAUGGACGCUAGUCGGGCGAGUCGCGAUACAAAGAAAUGGCAUUAAAUGCGUUUAUUUUAA